Babesia microti strain RI is the source of this 702-nucleotide messenger RNA. Its product is annotated as Thioredoxin domain-containing protein. NCBI's taxonomy places the organism in Eukaryota, Apicomplexa, Aconoidasida, Piroplasmida, Babesiidae. The coding region runs from base 1 to 702 and encodes 233 amino acids. The transcript has 3 exons. The record is from RefSeq and is a predicted model, not a curated record.
AUGAAAUUGGGUUUUAGCAAUAUAUUAUGCGGAUUAUGUGUAUUAGUUGAAAUAACAAAAAAUGCACCUUUAUGUGAUGCAUCUAGUACGAAUGGUAAGGGGGGUGUAGACUCUGUGUCGAAGAAAUCUUUCGUCAUUGAACUUGAAGACUCCACUUUUGAAAGAAAGACCCAAGCUUCUUCUGGUGGCACUUCUGGUGUAUGGUUUGUCAAGUUUUAUGCACCAUGGUGUGGACAUUGUAGAUCAAUGGAGAAUGAUUGGAAUGAGUUGGCCAAUAUUUUGGGCAAACAAAUUAAUGUAGCAAAAAUUGAUGCUACAAAACACAGUGUUACUGCGAAAAGAUUUGGAAUUACAAGUUUCCCAACACUUUUGUUGCUGAAAGAUGGAAAUUUCUAUCAAUAUGAAAAUAAUAAUAGAACUGCUGAUGCUCUUAAACAAUUCGCUUUGCAUGGCUAUAAACAGGUUAAAUCAAAGCCUGUUCCUAAAGAAUGGAGUUAUUUUGUUCGGUUCAAAUUCUUUAUCAAAUCUGGAUUUUAUGAAGUUAAGCGCAUAUACCAGUUAGCAUAUCCUGGGUUCAUAACAAUUUCAUUCAUAUCAUUUGUAUUAGGCAUUGUAAUUGGUGCUGUUUGUAUGUUUUUUUCUCUAGUUCUGUUCGAAAAGAACACCAAAGGUAAUAAAAAACCAAGUAUAAAACAUGACUAA